This is a messenger RNA of Eutrema salsugineum, 906 nucleotides long. RefSeq names its product 50S ribosomal protein L24. The coding region runs from base 183 to 662 and encodes 159 amino acids. The transcript has 6 exons. Gene Ontology annotation, cellular component: ribosome; mitochondrion. The record is from RefSeq and is a predicted model, not a curated record. Gene Ontology annotation, biological process: translation. Gene Ontology annotation, molecular function: RNA binding; structural constituent of ribosome. NCBI's taxonomy places the organism in Eukaryota, Viridiplantae, Streptophyta, Magnoliopsida, Brassicales, Brassicaceae.
UUUCAUAUUUCAUGACAUCACUCAUGAGUGGAUUUUAGGGUUUUAGGUUUAUACACUCAGAAUCGAAACACUCCAGCACCGUCGUCAACGACGUCUGUACCAUCGGCAUCACAUAGAGCUUCAACGGCGUUGGUUGCUCUUCCUCACUCCACACAGGAUUCUGAUCUGAGAGACUAGGAGCCAUGGGUUGGAAAGCUGCUGAGAAACUCAUCAGACAUUGGAAGAUACUUCGAGGGGAUAAUGUAAUGAUAAUUCGCGGGAAAGAUAAGGGUGAGACUGGAACCAUUAAGCGUGUCAUCCGAUCCCAAAAUCGUGUCAUUGUUGAAGGGAAGAAUCUGAUCAAGAAGCAUAUAAAGGGAGGCCCUGAUCAUGAAGGUGGAAUUUUCACGGUAGAGGCUCCUCUUCAUGCCUCAAAUGUCCAAGUUGUUGAUCCUGUCACUGGGAGGCCUUGUAAGGUUGGUGUAAAGUACUUAGAGGAUGGAACAAAAGUAAGAGUUGCCAGAGGCAUAGGCACAUCUGGUUCGAUAAUUCCUCGCCCAGAGAUUCUAAAGAUAAGGGCAACACCAAGACCCACCACCGCUGGGCCUAAGGACACACCAAUGGAUCUUGUCUGGGAGCAGACAUAUGAUGCUAAAACAGGAAAGGGCAUGCCUGAUCUUUGAGUAACCUCUUUACAGUUUCGUUCCAAAAAAAUGUUGCUGCUCCCAAGAGAUUCUUCUUUUUCCAUCCAUUACAGUUUGAUUUGGGUCAAAAGCUGUGCGAUGAGGCUUUGUUGAAGAAGCUUUGUUAAUCCUAGAAACGGUGUCGUUUUUAACUUCUUCGUUGAUCUUUGUUAACGUUUGAAGGUGCCGAAUAAAACCAUUGGUGGAAAAACAAAAGAGUACACGAAUUCUAUCAUUGCGAACA